AUGGUUCUCUUGGUAGAAAAAAUCAGUAAGCUCUAUUCCAAACUGGAGAAUCGCCACCACCAAGACCACAAGCAUCACCAAUAUUCUGAAACCUUAUCGGUUUCCCUACAGGCCUUUCAAUCUGAGGUCUCGAAUUGCUUAAACCAGUUAUGGUUAGAUUCGAAACCCGGAUCAGAAAUCCUGUCCUUGCCAUGGAUUCGACAAUGUUUAGCCCUCAUUCCCGUCGUCAACAAAGCUUUUGCAAAACUUGUUGUGGAUAUAGACUACCCUGUUAGCAACUGGGAGGAUUCUGCAGUUGAAGAAUAUCUAAACUACAGCUUGAGUUUGCUGGGACUUUUCAAUUCAAUUAGUUCCUCUCUUGCAUGUUUUGAGCAUGUUCGGCUUUCGCUAGCUUAUGCAUUAAGCCUUGUGGAGAAUUCUCCUUCCUCAGCGGUAGUGCGUCUGACAGCAAUUCAGCAAAGAAGUCCCAACAAGGAUUUCAAGAAAGGUGAAACUAAGGAAGAUGGUAAAGGAAAGAUUUUCUCUGGCAAGCAAUGGGUUAUGCAUCAAGCCUUGAUAGUCGUGAAGAGUAUCGGAUUCUGGGUAUGUGGGAUUGUGUUGUCCGGUUUAACCAGUGAUGGGAAGCCAUAUUUGGAGAUGAGAAAAUUGGUGGGUGGCUUGGUUUUUUCUUCAUUUCUCGAAUUGGAUUCAAGUAUAUGUGAGAUUUUUCUGGAGAAAGGGACUGUCUUAGUCGAGAUAAAGGAGCUGAAUGAUACAGUGACUUCCCUUGUUGCUGCCAUUGUAAGUGGGAAAUACAUCGAAGCAACUGAGGAGUUGCAGAGAGAAUUGGAGGUGUCUGAAAAACUGUUGGAGGGCUUGCAUAAAGAUGUCGAUCGUCUCUUCUAUGAGGUUAUAGCGGGCAGAAAUAAGUUGCUUAAUUGCCUUGGACACCGUUAA
Molecule: messenger RNA, 936 nt
Organism: Carya illinoinensis
Lineage: Eukaryota; Viridiplantae; Streptophyta; Magnoliopsida; Fagales; Juglandaceae
Product: protein BPS1, chloroplastic-like
Exons: 1
Coding region: 1-936 (311 amino acids)
Source: RefSeq, a predicted model, not a curated record